Molecule: messenger RNA, 2052 nt
Organism: Amoebophrya sp. A25
Lineage: Eukaryota; Dinophyceae; Syndiniales; Amoebophryaceae
Source: the annotation of a GenBank genome assembly
AUGGAUCGGCUCGCCAAGCGACGACGAGGAGCUGCACACGGUGGCGGCAAUGUUGGCACUAGUACUAGUAGCUCCAGCAGUGCAAGUACUGACUUCCCCGGCGUUGGGGGGCUUCCAAUGGCCGGCCAACAGCAUCCGCUUUUUUUUCGAGGUUUUCCUUCGACGACGGUUCCGCCUUGGACACCAAUGCACAACGUGAUGGGGGGUGCUGCAGGACUACACACGAGCACAAACUUUGCCGCGGAUGAUCAAAAUACCACCCUGCUAAGGGGAGCGGGGAUGACGCAGUUCGGCGGGGCGUCUUCAUCGAGUGCGACAUUCUUCCCAGGAAGUGCUGGGUUUGCGAUGCCGCAGCAACCACCUGCUGCAGGUCCCGUGAUGUCGAGCGUCAACACGAAUACUGCUGCUUUUCCUAUCGGAUCUCAUGAUCCACGACACACAUUUACAUUUCGCCAGCAGAGUAGUGGUAGUCGGGGACAUCUUUCGCACCUUCAGCAACAACACACUAUUCCUGGUAGUCACAACGUGUUCGAAGGAGUCCUUUCGCAUCCUUCGCAACAAGUGGCGCAGGGAACGAACCAGGACAAGCUUCCUACUUCUGUUGCAAGUGGAGGAGGAGGAAACUCCUCGGGAACAUAUUCGAGUAGCAACCUUCUGAGAGGACGACCCGUUGCGCCAAUAGUUGUCUCGAAAAAGUAUAAGAACGCCCCAGCAGGACCGCUAAUGCGCAUGAUGAGGUCGGAGAGGUCACACAACAAUCUUGCGCGUAAAAGUUCGUCACUCAGCACUGGUGUAAAAAAAGCACGAAGUGCAACAUCAACAAGUAAGGUUUCAACAGUAAGAAAAACAAAACUAUCGGCUGUUUUGCCAAGGAGGCGCCGCCGUCGCGGCCGGAUGAGAACGGCAUCUGCUAGUCGGUCAGACUGUUCAGCACUAGCAAGUAGUUCCCACACCUCUACUACCUCGCGGUCGUCAAAGCUGCAAAGGGGGCGAGCUUCAGACCAACAUCACCUGAGCAAUUCUGAUUGGAAGGCAAUGGGCUCCUCACAGCGUACAGCUAAAAGUAGAAGAAGCGCAAACCUUCUCGGUUCUCCACAAGCGCUACGGUCAUGGAAAGGCAACCCUGUUUAUCCCGGAUCCCAGCUACCACCGUAUCUAGGGAAGUUUUAUCAAGCAGAUGUAUCUGGCAAGCAAUGUCUUCGAAGGACGCCGUUUGCCCGUGACGCUGUCUUAUACUACAACUUGCGCACUCCAGAGCACUUUUGGCGGCUUCAAGAUCACCGUGUCCUGCCAGAAAUUUGGUGGAAGUGGCUACGGUAAUGCUUAUUCUGGCUACUCGAGGGAUUUCACAUGUUUGAAAUGUUCUUCUUCCAAUUUCUUGUUCUUCAACAUGAUGAUGAUGUUGACCACAACACGACUGUGAGGCAAGUUGGACUCCAGGGUAUCUAUUUAGUAGUUGAUGGUAACAACAACAAUGAUAAAUUUCGUGAAUGUUGUAUAUGUAUUCAGUUCUUUCUUCCACCUUCCACAGGGGCGCAUGCCGGAAAUCGCACCGCCCAGAAGUAUUACCCUGUCCGCCUUCGCUUGUUCCCCCAAUUGCUGUACGCCGCCGCUCGCCGAAUGCCGUUGCCGCGAACGAAGUUCAUGAGGUGGUCAAAAUUCUUACGACGAUCUGGUCCCGAAGUGGAAACUACAAAUCGAGCCCUGGCAAGUAUGUAUAGUUCCUAGCUGUAUUUGUAUUUUUUGCAGGACUUUUUCUUUGUGCGAAGAUCAUUUUCGAUUUUCAACGACAAUCAUUUUUCGUAGCUAUUGGAAUUUACAAUUUCCUUGUGUCCAAGACAAAGUAAAACUACGUGAGACUGCUAUGCUGUUUUUUGACUCACAGAAGCAUUCAUCAUGAUGCCCAACUCCACUGACAGAAGACUGUUGGUUUUCAAAGUUUAAGUUUCUCCUCCCCGCAGCGAAGUUGAUAAUUAUGAAUCAUCGUUUGUAGUUCUACAACAGGUUCUUUCAAGCAGCUUUCGGACCUUUGUGGGAAAGCAUCUGGCAUGA